Molecule: messenger RNA, 621 nt
Organism: Aspergillus fijiensis CBS 313.89
Lineage: Eukaryota; Fungi; Ascomycota; Eurotiomycetes; Eurotiales; Aspergillaceae
Product: 4-hydroxybenzoate octaprenyltransferase
Exons: 1
Biological process (GO): ubiquinone biosynthetic process
Cellular component (GO): mitochondrial inner membrane
Molecular function (GO): 4-hydroxybenzoate polyprenyltransferase activity
Source: RefSeq, a predicted model, not a curated record
CCUCUCGAUGCAAUUGUGAUCUACCUGCCAUGCGCUACCGGUGUCGUCCACGCUGCCGCUGUCUCCCACCGGCAGACCCUUCCUCUGUCCCUAGUACUUCAAUGCCUGAUCGGAUGGCUCCCGAUAUCGGUGCUCCAGACGAGCUUCGCAAACACCAUCAACGAUAUCCUCGACCAAGAUCUGGACCGGAAGGUGUCUCGGUGCCGGAAUCGGCCUCUGGCCCGGGGAGCUCUGUCCACGACCCAAGCCAGUCUCUUCGCUGCGAUCCAAGCGGUAACGCUCGUUCUUCUCUCCAUAUGGGCUCUUCCCCGCGCCUCUCGCAUCUAUCCCAUCGCCACUGUUGUCAGCAGCUGUAUCUACCCCUUUGGGAAGCGCAUCACCAACUAUCCGCAGGCCAUUCUCGGGGCCGUGUUCGCCGCAGGCUUUCUCUGGGGGUACGAGUCCACUGGGCUGCGCCUGGCAUCCCAGGCUCCGAUGGUGAAGAUCUCCGCGGGCAGCAUGAUGGGUGUCCUGUGCUUGUGGGUCGUGAUGCUCGACGUGAUCUACGCAUUUCAGGACGUCGCGGAUGACCCCCGCGCCGGGGUGCGGAGCAUGAGCGUGCGAUUCCAGAACUCGAGUUGA